Molecule: messenger RNA, 288 nt
Organism: Opisthorchis viverrini
Lineage: Eukaryota; Metazoa; Platyhelminthes; Trematoda; Opisthorchiida; Opisthorchiidae
Exons: 3
Coding region: 1-288 (95 amino acids)
Source: RefSeq, a predicted model, not a curated record
AUGACCGCUCCAUCAGACGAGAAGGCCAGAGAUACUGCUGUCAAGCUCUUACGCAUGCGACAAAAAAUUUCUACUAGUCGCGAUCGAUCGGAGAAUAUCCGAAAUCGCUUAAACUGGAGAGCAGGACAAAUAUUACAAUAUCCUGAAUAUCCAACGGGGAUGAGAUGGCUCAAGUGGUUAGAGCGCGAAUUCACUGACCGGAAGGUCCGUGGUUCGAACCCGACCCCUGCCUCUCGACUUCCCCUGUCUAGGCUUGGGCAACCUGGCAGUAUACCAGCCCUCGCGUAA